This is a messenger RNA of Sclerotinia sclerotiorum 1980 UF-70, 3111 nucleotides long. RefSeq lists its product as hypothetical. The transcript has a single exon. Gene Ontology annotation, molecular function: ATP-dependent protein folding chaperone; ATP binding. Gene Ontology annotation, biological process: negative regulation of hypoxia-induced intrinsic apoptotic signaling pathway; cellular response to hypoxia; endoplasmic reticulum unfolded protein response. The record is from RefSeq and is a predicted model, not a curated record. The coding region runs from base 1 to 3111 and encodes 1036 amino acids. Gene Ontology annotation, cellular component: endoplasmic reticulum chaperone complex. Lineage: Eukaryota; Fungi; Ascomycota; Leotiomycetes; Helotiales; Sclerotiniaceae.
AUGGCUCUCUCGAGGAGCUCUUCUGGAAGGAUAUUCUCUUCUCCAAUCUUUGCCAUAUUAUGUUUAUUUUAUAUUUUCACUUCCACAGCAUUGGCUGCUUCGGCAGUUUUGGGCGUUGAUCUUGGGACAGAAUACAUCAAGGCAGCCCUCGUAAAACCUGGUAUUCCACUCGAAAUUGUUCUUACCAAAGACUCAAGACGAAAAGAAACUUCCGCCGUAGCCUUUAAGCCUUCGAAAAACCCAUCUACCGGAUCAUACCCAGAAAGAGUUUAUGGUUCAGAUGCCGUAGCUUUGGCUGCACGAUUUCCUGGUGAUGUUUAUCCUAACCUCAAACCUCUCUUGGGAUUGGGGGCCGAAAAUGAUCUUGUCAAAGAGUAUGGAAUCCGCCAUCCAGCUUUACAAUUGGAGGCGGACAAGACACGAGGUACAGCUGCUUUUCGAAGUGGUGCCUUUGCUGCAGAUGAGCUACCAUGGACCGUCGAGGAAAUAUUAGCUAUGGAAUUGCAGAGCAUUCAAAAGAACGCAGAGGCUCUAGCAGGUAGCAAAGUGAAGGAUUUAGUUAUUACUAUUCCAACAUUUUAUACUACCGAAGAGAAAAGAGCGGUUCUUUUGGCUGCAGAUUUGGCAGGCCUUCGAGUUUUGGAAUUGAUUAGUGAUGGAUUGGCCGUAGGUCUUAAUUACGCUACAUCUCGAACAUUCCCCAGUGUUAGCGAAGGAGGAAAGCCGGAAUACCACAUGGUUUUUGAUAUGGGUGCUGGAUCUACAAAGGCUACAGUUUUGAGGUUUCAAGGACGAACCGUGAAGGAUGUUGGGAAAUUCAACAAGACUAUCCAAGAAGUAAAGGUCCUUGGCAGCUCAUGGGAUAGAACACUUGGAGGUGAUUCUCUCAACGCCGUCAUCGUCGAUGAUAUGAUUGCCAAUUUUGUUGAAUCUCCCAAAGCACAAGAGGUAUCAGCAACUGCCGAGAAGGUCCAAGCACAUGGAAGAGCUGCUGCGAAAUUGUGGAAGGAAGCCGAACGUCUGCGACAAAUUUUGAGUGCCAAUGCCAAUACCCAAGCUGGCUUUGAAGGACUUUACGAAGAUGUUGACUUCAAAUACAAGAUCAGCCGAGCAGAGUUCGAAAAACUCGCUGAAAAACAUGCGGCUCGAGUUGGUGUAGUGAUUCAGAAAGCUUUGGACCUUGUCAGCCUCGAGGUUAAUGAUCUUGAUUCUAUUAUCCUUCACGGAGGUGCCAUCAGAACUCCUUUUGUUCAGAAAGAGCUUGAGAAGAUUGUUGGAGGUUCCGAUAAGAUCCGCACCAAUGUCAAUGCUGAUGAAGCCGCUGUUUUUGGUGCUGGGUUCAGAGGUGCCGGACUCAGUCCUUCAUUCAGAGUCAAGGAAAUUCGAAGCUAUGAUGGUGCUUCUUUUGCGGCCGGUAUUAAGUAUACCGAUAUCCACAAGAAGAAUAGGCAUCAAAGAUUAUAUGAACCAACCACUAAUCUUAAUGCCGAGAAGCAAUUUACUUUCGACAAUCAUGAGGAUUUUACCAUUGACUUUUAUCAACAUGUUGCAUCAUCGGAAGGAGUAUCGGGAGGAUCCGCCGAGAAACAAUUGAAAGCCAUCACUACACAAAACUUGAAUGAGUCUGUGGCUCUUUUGAAAGAGAAACACAAGUGCGAAAACAAAGAUAUCAGAGUUAAGUUAAGCACUCGUGUCAGUCCUGUUAAUGGCGAAAUGGAUAUCAUGAAGUUUGUCGUUGAUUGUGAGGCCGAGGAGGUAGAGAAAGAGAGUAUGGUCGAUAGCGUCAAGGGACUUUUUGGAUUCGGGAAGAAGGACCAAGCUCCAUUAUCAGAGGAUGGUACAGCUUUUGUUGACAGCUCUAGCACUACUGAGAGUUCCACUACAUCUACCAGUACCACUUCGUCUAGCAGUUCUUCCAAAUCCGCCUCCGCAUCAGCUAAAGACAAGGAGGCUCCUAAGAGCAAGAAGAAUCUGAUCGUCAUUCCAUUGAAAUAUGAAACAGAACUCAAAGGUAUUCCAGAAGUUCCAGCUUCCGAAAUCACUAGAAUGAAAGAUCGUAUCGCCGCGUUCGAUGACUCCGACAGAUCUCGUCGUUUACGUGAGGAAGCUUUGAACCAAUUGGAAGGAUUCACAUACAAAGUAAGGGACUUCCUUGACAAUGAAGAAUUCAUCGCCGCAUCUACCGAAACCGAACGUUCAGAACUGGAGAGUAAAUCCAAGGCAGCAAGUGAAUGGAUCUAUUCUGGUGGUGCCGAUGCUUCCCGUGAUGAACUCAAAGCCAAACUUAAAGAAAUGAAAGACAUCGUCACACCAAUUCAAAAGCGAAGAGAAGAAACAGCUGGUCGACCUGAACAUUUGAAAGCUCUCAAGGAAGCUCUCGAACAAACCAAAUCGUUCAUUGCAGGUGUUAAAGAGCAAAUCAAAAAUGAAACAGAGGCCCAUUCUUCUUUCAGUGCAUCCAAAUCUAGCGCUUCGGCAAGCGCUAAAACAACAUCUACAAUCACGGUUGAUGAUUUCGUCGAUCUUGAAGAUGAUGAAAUUGCCGGGUCUGCUUCAUCCACAGUAACUGCCCCUCCUGAAGAAGAAACCAUGAACCCACCCAUCUAUACCGAGGCCGAUAUCGUUGCUCCUCAAGAACUCUACGACAGCAUCUCUAAAUGGCUCGCCGAGCUCUCGGAGAAACAAGAAAAGCUUGCACCCACAGAUGACCCUGUUCUUCUCAUCAAAGAUCUCACAGAAAAGACGAAACAAUUGCAAGAUGCCGGUGUAGAACUUAUCAUGAAAAGCAUGAAACAACCCUACAAAUCUAGUCGCAAGCCAACUCCCAAAUCCGAUAAACCAAAGAAGGCUACGAAAUCAAAGUCAAAGACUAAGAAAUCAAAGAAGACAGGUACCGCAACUGCGGAAGAAGCAGAUGCAACUAUUGACCUUGGUUUUGGAGGCGCAGAUGGAAAGCCAGAAAAGGGAGCUGAUGGAGAAGGAGCUACUAGAUUUAAAGUGGGUGAAAAUGAUGAAAUGCCUAGUGAAGAACAGAUUUUGGAAGCAAUCAAAAAGUCAAAGGAAAAUUCAGAGAAGGGAAAGAAGGAAGAUAUUAAACAUGGUGAAUUGUAG